AUGUCUUCGGCUACAUUCUCGCAAAUACGAAACUCAGCUCUCUCGCUAGAAAACCAGACAGAUAAGCUUCUAGCCCAGUAUUCUAAAAUCCAACAGGUUGGUAAUUCGGUGGCUUCCGACGAUGCUGAGCUCAAUCUUGUCAACGACAUCACACAGAUCCUCGAAAAGCGCGAGGAUAUAAUCGCAAGAUUGAAAAGAAGCAUAGAGACGGACAGCGCAGCACCAGCUUCCAGGUCCCAACAGGUACAAAGACAUAAAGAGGUGUUGGCUGAUCAUCGAAGCUCGUUCCUUAAAAUCCAGUCCAAAAUAAGUGAGGAGAGGAAUAGAAACAAUCUCCUCUUUCUGAUUCGUCUGGACUUAUCAGCACACAAACAGAGAAAUGUCUCGUCUGCGUCGGGGAUCAAUGAAAAUGACUACAUUUUGGAAGAGGGCCGCAGGGUUGAACAGGCCAACUCUUUUGCAGACAGACUCUUGCAACAAGCAUACGAAACAAGAGAUGAAUUGAUUGGACAGCAGGCUUUUCUCCAGAAUGCUCAGAGUAGAAUUGCAGGCACAAUCCAGCAGAUUCCAGGUAUCAAUGUGUUGGUCUCCCGAAUCAACACAAGGAGGAAAAGAGAUACUCUCAUUCUAGCAUCGGUCAUCUCGUUAUGUAUUAUUGGAUUACUCUUCUUCUCAUAG
Molecule: messenger RNA, 678 nt
Organism: Australozyma saopauloensis
Lineage: Eukaryota; Fungi; Ascomycota; Pichiomycetes; Serinales; Metschnikowiaceae
Exons: 1
Coding region: 1-678 (225 amino acids)
Biological process (GO): endoplasmic reticulum to Golgi vesicle-mediated transport; vesicle fusion
Cellular component (GO): Golgi membrane; Golgi medial cisterna; SNARE complex
Molecular function (GO): SNAP receptor activity
Source: RefSeq, a predicted model, not a curated record